AUGGCCCAACCCCAUCACUCUGAUCAACAUAAAAAUGGAAUUGACGAUACCGCCGAAGGCGAAUUUGUCCAGCGAAGCUAUAAUGAGGAAGUCAUGGAGCUGAUAACUCGGAUGGAACAAGUAAUUUCAACACUUGCAGAAUUUAGACAAAAGACAAAAAUCCUUGAUGAGAUGGCUGCUCAGUUGAAAAGAAAGUUUCGACUCCAGCAAGAAGACAAUACCGGGGCAAAAGAAAAUGGGACAUCAAUCGAUGAUUUCCCACAAGGGCAAGCCGAGAAAGUCCCCAAAGCGAUAAAGACACUAAGCCGGGCGAAGGAAUCCCGGCGGCUACCUCGAAUUCCUGAAGAAGUCUAA
Messenger RNA from Orbilia oligospora ATCC 24927, 354 nucleotides. RefSeq lists its product as uncharacterized. The record is from RefSeq and is a predicted model, not a curated record. NCBI's taxonomy places the organism in Eukaryota, Fungi, Ascomycota, Orbiliomycetes, Orbiliales, Orbiliaceae. Bases 1 to 354 code for a protein of 117 amino acids. The transcript is spliced from 2 exons.